This is a messenger RNA of Acomys russatus (golden spiny mouse), 719 nucleotides long. RefSeq names its product 40S ribosomal protein S25-like. NCBI's taxonomy places the organism in Eukaryota, Metazoa, Chordata, Mammalia, Rodentia, Muridae. The transcript has 3 exons. Gene Ontology annotation, molecular function: structural constituent of ribosome. The record is from RefSeq and is a predicted model, not a curated record. Bases 1 to 654 code for a protein of 217 amino acids. Gene Ontology annotation, cellular component: cytosolic small ribosomal subunit.
AUGGCAGCAGUGGUGGUGGUUAUGGUGAUGGAGGUCAUGGUGAUGGAGGUUAUGAUGAUGGUGGACAUGGAGAUAGCAGUCAUGGUGAUGGAGGUCAUGGUGAUGGUGGUCAUAGUGAUAGAGGUCAUGGUGAUGGUAGUCAUGGUGAUGGCAGUCAUGGGGUCAGAUGAAAGCUCUUCUACAGUGACCACGGAGCUGAGCCUCCAAAGGAGAGUCCUCCGCAGCAACCUUGCAGAGAUGUUAAGCCACAGGCAACCAGUGAGGCUGCAGUGGUCGUCGCCACGCUGCCCAAGGACGAAGAAGAAGAAAGAUGCUGGAAAAUUGGCCAAAAAAGACAAAGACCCAGUAAAUAAGUCUGGUGGCAAGGCCAAAAAGAAGUGGUCCAAAGGCCAAGUUCAGGACAAGCUCAACAAUUUAGUCCUGUUUGACAAAGCCACAUAUGACAAACUCUGUAAGGAAGUUCCCAACUAUAAGCUUAUUACUCCAGCUGUGGUCUCUGAGAAACCGAAGAUUCGUGGUUCCUUGGCCAGGGCAGCCCUUCAGGAGCUACUUAGUAAAGGACUUACCAAGCUGGUUUCAAAGCACAGAGCCCAAGUAAUUUACACAAGAAACACAAAGGGUGGAGAUGCCCCAGUUGCUGGUGAAGAUGCAUGAGCAGGCUAAAUCAGCUGUACAUUUGGGAAAAUAAAACUUUAUUAAAUAAAAAAAAAAAAAAAAAA